UCUGUGAGGUGUGUUAAUCAGCUGUUUCAGUGUGCGUGGAACAAUGUUGUCACAUGUACGCACACACCGACACACACACCUGCUAUUAUGCACAUGAUAAUAAGACGUGUGAUGUCUGCAGGUGACCAUGAACGCAACGCUGACCUGUGUGUGUGUGUGUGUGUGUGUGUGUUACAGCCUGGCAUUAGUGCAGCUGGUAUAAUGUCAGGCUUUAGUGUGUGUGUGUGAUGUGACAACUCUGUCAUUUCUAACACAACAGAGUUAAAAAGCCAACUGUUAUUAACACACACACACACACACACACACACACACACACACACACUCAGUGUCUUGUUGCUGCUUGAUGACUAAAGUUUGUCAGUCGUCUUGUCCUCUUUGUUCCAGUCACACAGCUCUUCAUCACGCAGAGAUGAUGGACGAAGAAGCCACCAAGCGUUACUGUCAGAUGAGUGACGAGGGACAGAACCAGAAACCAACUGAGCGAGGGAGUAAAGUUCAGGUUGGUCAGGAGGACAGAGAGAUCACCGUCCUGCCGCGAAGGAAGACAGACGAACCAGACGACACCGCCGAGAUGGCAGCAUCCGAUCCUUCGUCCUCCUGCUGUGGGUCUUGUAUCAGACUGAAGGACAGAUGUCCUCGACCGCAGGGACUCCUCAACCUGCUCAUCACUAAAGUGUGUCUGUUCGCUCUCCUGUUCGGCGUAGUCUGGUCCAUCACAGGAAGUGAGUGUUUACCUGGUGGGAACCUGUUUGGCAUCGUCAUCCUCUUCAUCUGCUCGGUGCUCGGAGGGAAGCUGGUGGGAAUGAUCCAACUGCCCACACUGCCCCCGUUCCCUCCACUACUUGGCAUGCUGCUGGCAGGUCUGCUGCUGCGUAACGUUCCCUACAUAACGGACGCCGUCUACAUCGACACUCACUGGUCUGCAGCUCUGAGGAACAUCGCCCUGUCAAUCAUCCUGACCAGAGCCGGACUGGGCCUCGACCCGUCGGCAUUGAGCCGCCUGAAGGCAGUGUGUGUGCGUCUGGCGAUUGGUCCUUGCGUGGUGGAGGCCUGCGUCGUCGCCCUGGUGUCUCACUUCCUGUUGGGUCUGCCCUGGGUCUGGGGCUUCAUACUGGGUUUUGUCCUGGCCGCUGUGUCACCAGCUGUCGUGGUUCCUUCGAUGUUGCUCCUGCAGAGAGAAGGAUACGGAGUGGAGAAGGGAAUUCCCACCCUGCUGAUGGCUGCAGGCAGUUUUGAUGAUAUUCUGGCCAUAACAGGGUUCUCGACCUGCCUGGGCAUCGCCUUCUCUACAGGUGCUACAUGGAUGAACAUACUGAAGGGUCUGUUGGAGGUGGUUGGAGGGGUCAUAGCCGGACUGGUCCUGGGCCUGUUCUUGUGCUGCUUCCCCAGUAAAGACCAGGAGGACCUGGUGCUGAGGAGGACCCUCAUGUUGUUGGGUCUGUCCAUAUUUUCUGUCUUCUUCAGUCAUGUCAUUGGUUUUGCCGGAGCCGGUGGUCUCUGUACGCUGGUGCUGGCCUUUCUGGCCGCUCUGGGCUGGAAGACCAACAAGGCACCGGUGGCAGCCAUGGUGGGUCGGUCAUGGGACAUCUUCCAGCCGAUCCUCUUUGGUCUGAUAGGAGCAGAGAUCACCAUAGCAAACCUCAGCCCGAGCACCGUGGGUUUAGGUUUGGCCUGUAUCAGUAUUGGUCUGGUGAUCCGCCUUCUUAUCACCUUCCUGCUGGUUCAUUUUGGAGGAUUCAACCUGAAGGAGAAAUUCUUCAUCUCUGUGGCCUGGCUGCCUAAAGCAACUGUACAGGCUGCUAUUGGCUCCAAGGCGUUGGACAUGGCGAGGGAGGAGGGCGAUGCAACCUUAAUUAAGUUUGGUUUGGACGUGCUAACGUUAGCCGUGUUAGCCAUCCUGACCACAGCUCCUAUCGGGGCGCUGGGUAUCGGACUGGCAGGACCACGCCUCCUGGCCCGGCAGGUCAAAGAUGAAGAAGGCGGAGCCACAACUCCAAACAGCAAUGGGAUUGGUCAAGAAAAAGACAAUGUGACCCUUGAGAGCAAGCUAUAAAGCUUCUGAUUGGACAAACAGAAGCAUGCUAAAUAUUAUCUUACACACCUUAAGUUAACCUUCCACAGGUGCAGAUGUUUUUUAAACGUUCCUUUCAUGCUUUGUUACCUCUGCUGUAUAUGAGUGAUACGAUUAAUAAUGAAAGAAGAUCAGUGAACACUGGAGCUCAGUUCCAUCAAAGAGAUGUAAAGUUAGAAAUGAUAAUAAUGGUAAUUUAAAAUGAACGAUUUAAAUGUCUGACAUAAAGUCAAUGUUUGACUCACUGACAUACAAAUAAUUAAAGAAAUAGAACUUUUUGUCAUUACUUACAUUUCGUCUGUUAUUCUGGCACAAAUGGGCUUCCAUACACGUGGUACAAGUGAGGCGGUCAUGUUUGUUAUAUUUUAGUUCCAUGUUGGAGACAUCAGAGCUUUCUCAGUCAUUAUACUCCAUGUGUAUUUACAUUACGUUAGUACUGAUUCACAGUUCAACAAGUCUAACUAUGUAACUUUAGCAUCUUAAUGACAGAUUAUUUGAAAGGUAAUGAAGAUGUUGAAUUGUUGGAUUGUGAUUAUUGAUAUUAGCAGAGCAGCAGCAGAGUUAGUAGUUAUAUUUAUUCACACUCUGUUUCAAAGUAGAAACAGUUAUACGUCAUUUUAGUUUUUUAAAGUCGAGUACAGGUGAGCUAAUUCGUCAUUGUUGUAGGGUAGUCUGUAGAAGAUGCUGUCUGAAGGCAAAAGUGUUUGUAAAUGUUUGAAAUGUGGGUGAAAUAUAAAUAUAACAGAGUAACUUAAGCUUUUGAGUCGAGGACGAGUUUGUUAGAUUAUCAGUACUAAUUCAGCAUACUGUAAUUCUUUUCUGUCUUAUCAUUCUUAUUGCAAUUAUCUUCUGUAACUCCCCGUCCUACCAAGACGAAUAUUUCUGACAAGUAUUGUAAUGAUCUGCUUUGUCUUAUGAAACAGGCCUUUAAUGAAAAACUCAAUAAACCCUUCAAAUCUCUUUAUUUAUGUUUCAUUCAUUGAAGUCAUCGUCGAGACAAGAUGUCAGAAAGAUUGUAACUAAGCCAGCCUUUGUCUAGUUUCAACCAGUCAUCAACCUCUGUGUCUGUCUGUGAACACAAACCGCAGUUCCUCAAACGUCCACUUGAGGUUGUCUGCAGAAGUGAGUCAGACCUGUUAGUC
Larimichthys crocea (large yellow croaker) is the source of this 3213-nucleotide messenger RNA. Its product is annotated as sodium/hydrogen exchanger 9B2. The record is from RefSeq and is a predicted model, not a curated record. Gene Ontology annotation, biological process: proton transmembrane transport. Bases 344 to 2053 code for a protein of 569 amino acids. Lineage: Eukaryota; Metazoa; Chordata; Actinopteri; Sciaenidae. Gene Ontology annotation, cellular component: membrane. Gene Ontology annotation, molecular function: antiporter activity. The transcript is spliced from 15 exons.